AUGGUAGAAAAACGAAAAGGCGAAACUUCACGGCCAUUUCGGUUUAACAAGAAACGUAAAUCCUUCACGGGAAAAAGGAAAGCGAGUGCCUCCAACGAAUCGCGAUCCGACCCUUUGCACGAUGAAGAUGAUCAAGAAAACAUUUUCAUUGAAAAAAGUGAUCAAGAGAAGCAUACAUCACAUUUAUUCAUCGAUCCAGAGAACCAUCUUACGAUACCUUCACACAAUACUAAGCCCAACUUUGAGACUCUUGAAAGGUUGAAUGGAGCAUACGAAGCAAUGAGAAGACCAAAUAAACGGUUCAAGCCAGAAUCGCGCAUCUUUCAGUCACUGCACACGUCUUCCUCUUCUUCGUCUCAGCAGCUUUUGUCGCCGAUUACAAGAGGCAGCACAUAUGCCGGCGCACGAAAAGUAUUGUCGAGGCAGAAGCCGGAUGAAAGAAUGCAUUCAACUCAACAUGACGCCGUGAAUGCACAAUCGAAUGGUUGGCGCGAUGAAAUCAGUGAUGGCCGUGAGAGCCUACCACCCUGGCAACGCAAUGAGACACUGGACGAUCAACAUGACACGCGAAUGCCAAUCUAUCAACCCCUUCCUGCGUCUUGGCCUUCGAGUAGUACGGCAGACGAAUUUCUUGAAUGGCACAAUCAACCAAUAGUACAGCGUAUAAAAUCGUCGCCGAUCCGAAUUUCAAGUAUUGGUCCUUCAGAGCCAAGUUCCUCGACUGCUGUUCAGAGCUCGCAUCAGUUCUGGGAAACAGAUGCGAACCCCUCAAAGAAUAUUUGGCUAUCGCAGGCAAACAGUGUUGCAUCCGCACCGCCGUCAUUGAAAAAUCCAUCAAACAUCUAUAUGGAUCAGAUGACAGAACAAGAUACAGACGAUCAACUUUACCCGGUAGAUGAAUUGUAUCCGUCUACGUCAUCGGAUGCAUUCAGCAUGCAGCCUCUCGAUCAAGAUGUCGCAAAUACAUCAAUAUUGCCAAGCCCGAUCCGCCGUACAAAUGGCAUUCAUCCUGCGCAGACACCCGAGCAAGAAUCCCAUUUUCCUCAACGAUCAGACCAGGGAGGUCCAAUACCACUGUCUCAAAAUAUAUUGGUGAAUUUCAUAAAAGCUCCUCCUAAAAACAAAAGUUUAUCUGUCAAUGGCCUGGACUACUUUGGUAAAUAGUCCGAGCGAAUGAAUUGAAUGAAGAUGUAGGCUUUUCGCCCAUUGAAAAAAUAAUACAAAUUACUGUAUAAACAUACUUGUACAUGAAUGAAGAAGCGCAAGCGAAAAGGGCAGAUCGGACUG
Messenger RNA from Meira miltonrushii, 1287 nucleotides. RefSeq lists its product as uncharacterized. The record is from RefSeq and is a predicted model, not a curated record. The transcript is spliced from 3 exons. The coding region runs from base 1 to 1164 and encodes 387 amino acids. Lineage: Eukaryota; Fungi; Basidiomycota; Exobasidiomycetes; Exobasidiales; Brachybasidiaceae.